Salvelinus sp. IW2-2015 is the source of this 2786-nucleotide messenger RNA. RefSeq names its product monocarboxylate transporter 12-B. Gene Ontology annotation, cellular component: plasma membrane. Gene Ontology annotation, molecular function: monocarboxylic acid transmembrane transporter activity. The record is from RefSeq and is a predicted model, not a curated record. Lineage: Eukaryota; Metazoa; Chordata; Actinopteri; Salmoniformes; Salmonidae. Gene Ontology annotation, biological process: monocarboxylic acid transport; transmembrane transport.
AUGCAAUUCAACAACAGCUGAUGUGUGUGUCUGGAAAGUGCAACCCAUUCUAGGUGUGACUGUGUGAGGCUGUCUGUCUGCGAGGUGUACCUGGGGCUUCUUGGCUGAGAACAGGAGAAAACCGAGUGAACAGAACAAGGAUCUGAGCAUGGUUCAUGCUGCGGCUAUGGCUCAGGGGAAGAAGAGACCAGCGGUCCCCCCUCCUGAUGGGGGCUGGGGCUGGGUGAUCGUGGCCGGCUGCUUCAUGGUCACUGUUUGCACACGUGCCGUCACUAGAUGCAUCUCCAUCUUCUUUGUGGAGUUUCAGAUGCACUUUGGAGGGGACUAUUCAGGGACAGCCUGGAUCCACAGUCUGGUGGACUGCACCACUAUGCUGUGUGCUCCUCUAGGCAGCUUCAUUGGGAACCGUCUCUCGUGCCGCAUCGCUGUGAUCCUUGGGGGCUUCCUGUCCUCCAUCGGCCUGGUCCUCAGCUCUUUCGCUACCAGUCUGGAGUACCUGUACCUCACCCUGGGGGUCCUCACAGGUAUUGGGUUUUCUCUCUGUUACACCCCUGCCAUUGCCAUGGUGGGGUCAUAUUUCUGUGAGAGGAAAGCCCUGGCGUACGGGAUCGCCAUGUCAGGCAGUGGCAUCGGGACCUUCAUCCUGGCCCCUGUGGUCCAGCUGCUCAUAGAGCACUACUCCUGGCGCGGGGCCCUACUCAUCCUGGGCGGCGUUGUCUCCAAUCUGUGUGUCUGUGGGGCCUUACUGCGCCCUAUCACUUUGAAAGAAGAAGAGGAGGCCCAUGGUCCGGUCCCGUUGGAUACCGACUGUGGAUAUAGGGUCAAAGCUCAGGUGGUGAGCACGUUAGAGGAACCUCUGGCGAUUAACAACAGCAAAGACAGGCGCUGCUUCAAGUCUAUGCAGGAGUACCGCUUCCUGCUGAUGCCUGACUUCCUGAUGCUGGCGGUGAGCUUCUUGUUCCUAGCCAGCGGCUGCAGCCUGCCGUUCGUCUACCUUGUGCCCUACGCACUGGAUGUGGGCGUAAGCCACCACCAGGCCGCCUUCCUCAUGUCUAUCCUGGGGGUCAUAGACAUCGUGGGGAACAUCACCUUCGGCUGGCUCGUAGACAGGAGGUGCCUGAAGAAGUAUCGUAAUGUGUGCUACAUGAUCGCAGUGGGCAUGGAGGGACUUUGCUGCCUCUUCAUCCCUCUCCUGCGGACGUUCGCCCUGCUGGUGCCUUUCUCUGUGCUUUAUGGGUACUUCGAUGGCGCCUACGUGGCCCUUAUACCUGUGGUGACCUCAGACAUUGUGGGGACAACUAACCUCUCCUCCGCUCUGGGGAUUGUGUACUUCCUACAUGCCAUUCCUUACCUGCUCAGCCCUCCAAUAGGAGGCUGGCUAGUUGACACCACAGGCACCUAUACGGCCACCUUCUUCCUCAGUGGCUUUGCCCUCAUCUCCAGCUCCCUGGUCAUCAGCACAGUGACUGGGAUACGCCACUGUCGCAGGACCCAAAAGCACAGAAAAAACAGUAAAGACACAGACCCCAAACAGGAUCCUUGUCAAAGCAGCCGAUCAGAGUUCUACAUAGCCUCAAGUAAAGAUGUGAACCCUUCAAUCAACACAGCAAAUUCUUAACAUUGGACGUUUCUGCGUAGUUUUGCAUUUGUUUUGUUGGAAUACCAAAGUAUGUUGAAGAUGAUGAGAAACGAUGGUCAAUUGGUACACAUAAUCUAGCGUGAUAGUUCAGGAUUGGGAUUGAUUUUCCUCAGAAUGAGCCAUUAUAAACUGACACUAAAUGGAAUGUAAAGAAUUCUGCCGGAACCAGAACAGCUUCAGCUGAAAUAUGGAAUUUUCCUUAUGACCUCUCUAUCAAAGCUGUGAUAUUAUUGCCCAUUUUAUGUGCCCUUCUCUUUCAGGGUUUCCAUGUCUGUCAAUCCAAAUGUAACGGAAGAAGUUGAUCAAUUUCAAUAUCUGAAUAUUCAGACAGGGUGUUUGUAAUAGAUUAUUUCUGAAGACAAUAGUUUUCCAGUUGUUUCGUAAAUACUUUAUAUCGACAUGGGAGGUCAGUCAUAGUCUUUCACUCCUUUGUGAAUGACUAUGAUCUAUUGAAAUGAAUGAUAAUGGAAACUUCCUUAAGACUGGAACGUAGAAGUUAAUAAUGAAUUAGUCAUUAUUCAUUUAUAAAGGUAUAUACAUUUUCAUACCAAUUUCCUAUACAAUAAUUGAUGACAUUAAAAGACAGGAUGAUUUGCUUUAUAUGUGUACACCAAAUGUAUAGUUUUGUAAAGAUAUACAAAAUGUAUUAUUACAUUGCCACUUGUUACUUUGUAGUUACACCAGAAGGCUAGGAGGACAAUUAUCUUGUUCUAUAUUAGAACAACCCUUGUCUGACCUUUCUGAGCUUAACGUAAAAGCUAUAGGCCAUCUCAGCCAUAUGACAUCAUAACACACAUAACACACACAUGGAUCCACUUAGAAAAAAGGUGUUAUCUACACUGAAAAAAAUAUAUAAACACAACAUGUAAAGUGUUGGUUCUAUGUUCCAUACUCACAAAAAAAGCUUAUUUCUCUCAAAUGUACAUUCCUGUUUGUAAGCAAUUCUCCUUUGCCAACAUAAUCCAUCAACUUGACAGGUGAGGCAUAUCAGGAAAGGGGGAUACCUAGUCAGUUGUACAACUGAAUGCAUUCAACUGAAAAGUGUCUUCCGCAUAUAAUCCAACCCCUCAAGAGGCUGAUUGAACAGUGUGAUCCUUACAUAGGUGCACCUUGUGUUGGAGACAAUAAAAGUCCACUAUAAAAUGUG